AUGGCUGAGAAGAUCCUCAUGAACGAGUACAAGGCCCUGGCCAAGGAGACCUGGACCAACAUCUCCCUCGUCAACGAAAACAUCUUCGAGUGGAGCGUCGCCCUCAUCGUCCUCAAUCCCGACUCGCUCUACUACGGCGGCUACUUCAAGGCCAAGAUGACCUUCCCUCAAAACUACCCAUACCAGCCACCCGAGUUCGCCUUCGAGCGUCCACUCUGGCACCCGAACGUCUACACCAACGGCCGCCUCUGCAUCUCCAUCCUCCACCAGCCCGGCGAAGAUGCCAUGAGCGGGGAGAUGGCGGGUGAGCGCUGGAGUCCGGUGCAGCGGGUUGAGAGCGUCCUCAUCUCCAUCCUCUCUCUGCUCGACGACGCCGAAUGCAGCUCACCUGCCAACGUCGAUGCCGGCGUUCAGCUCCGCAACGACCCCGAGGGUUACAAGAAGCGUGUCGCGGAGGAUCGCGAGAAGAGCAAGGAGGACAUUCCUGCAGGCUUCGAAAUGCCUACUCACGAGAGCGCCUUCAAGAAAGAGGAGAAGGUCGACACGUUCAGCUGGAGCGAUAGUGAGGCCGAGGAUUUCGACUUCGAUAACAGCGACGACGAUGAAGAGAUGUUUGACGACGACGAGGGCACGGAUCAGGAGGAGGACGAGGAGUAA
This is a messenger RNA of Zasmidium cellare ATCC 36951, 657 nucleotides long. RefSeq lists its product as uncharacterized. Lineage: Eukaryota; Fungi; Ascomycota; Dothideomycetes; Mycosphaerellales; Mycosphaerellaceae. Gene Ontology annotation, molecular function: ubiquitin conjugating enzyme activity. The record is from RefSeq and is a predicted model, not a curated record. Gene Ontology annotation, biological process: protein polyubiquitination; proteasome-mediated ubiquitin-dependent protein catabolic process. The coding region runs from base 1 to 657 and encodes 218 amino acids. The transcript is spliced from 2 exons.